AUGUCGAGCGCCCUCGUUGAGGAGUUGAGGGGAAUGGUGGAGGAGCUGGCGGAGAGGGGGAGUGGUGUCUCUCCGCUGCCUCCAAAGCCGAAGAAGAAAGGGAAGAGGGGGAGCUCGGCAUGCUGUGAGAGGGAGGGGGGUGAGGGGGGGGAGGGGGUGGCCAAGCGUGUGAUGGGGGAGGGAAGAACGCCUUUGGCAUCGCUGUUUGCCUCAGCCCCCCAACAGCUGGUGGAGGGAGACUCCCAGGGCGUGGCGCUGGGCUGGGUGUCUGAGGGGGGAUCUCAACUCCUGCUUGGGGAGGUGGGAUCUCCUGCUCUUGACCUCAGUCCAGCUGCCGUUGGGGAGAGAGGAGAGGAGGGUGUUGGUGGGGAACCCAGGAUGCAGGGAACUCCAAGGCCUAACACCAUCCCUGCAUCCUGGAGAGCAUUUUUGUUGGAAGAGAUGGAGCAGCAAAAGCCAAUCAGGCAGGUUCCAGGGAUUGGCUUGGCCAACACCGUGAGGUUUGCCUGGACGGACAAGGAGACGGAGCCAUGGGGACGAGAUACGUUUGGGAGAAAUAUCCUGAUGGGCUACCUGAAUCUACAGGUUAAAGAUGUUCUAUGCCUUCAGGGGAACCCGAUGGAGAAGGCAUAUGAUGUGACGUUUCAUGUGGAGGAGAAGCAUGACGAUAUUAUGAAGAAGGUGAGGGAAGGGAAAGGAGCAAGACCCCUGUGCCAUUACGAGGUGACCAGCCUGGCAAGGAACAAUUUCAGGGUGGUCACCGUCACCAUGUACAAUCCCCAUGUAAAGGAUGAGGAGGUGAGGGCCUUUCUGGGGAGAUACGUGGAAAACGUCUCCUCAGCGAGGCACCUCAGGGACUCCCUGGGGUUCUGGAACGGGAGGAGAGGGUUCCAGGCCCUUCUCAGGGAGGACCCGAAGGGUUUAGGGCGUUGUAUGGCCUACGGUCAUAUCCUGGCCUCGUGCAACACCAGAAAAUGCAAGUUCUGUGGGUCGGGAGAGCACGAGGCCAAGGACUGUGACGAGCCCAAGGCUUGCCACGGGUGUGGCUCGUCAGCACACCUGUGGCGUGAGUGCCCGGCUCGUCAGAGGUCGUACGCGUCUGCAGCUGGAGGGAGAACGGGGGAUGGGGGGAAGAAAGGAAAGUAA
This is a messenger RNA of Salmo salar (Atlantic salmon), 1146 nucleotides long. The record is from RefSeq and is a predicted model, not a curated record. Lineage: Eukaryota; Metazoa; Chordata; Actinopteri; Salmoniformes; Salmonidae.